Messenger RNA from Anoplopoma fimbria (sablefish), 2115 nucleotides. It is a transcript of the gene calcrla, whose product is annotated as calcitonin receptor-like a. Bases 163 to 1599 code for a protein of 478 amino acids. Gene Ontology annotation, biological process: adenylate cyclase-activating G protein-coupled receptor signaling pathway; angiogenesis; cell surface receptor signaling pathway. Gene Ontology annotation, molecular function: calcitonin receptor activity; calcitonin gene-related peptide receptor activity; adrenomedullin receptor activity. Lineage: Eukaryota; Metazoa; Chordata; Actinopteri; Perciformes; Anoplopomatidae. The record is from RefSeq and is a predicted model, not a curated record. Gene Ontology annotation, cellular component: plasma membrane. The transcript has 13 exons.
UCCGGCGCGUUUGGUGCUCUGCGCCGAAGACACACAAGACCCAAAGCCUCGAGAGUCUGCUCCAGCUGUAUAACAACCAACCCCCCCCAUCCAUCCUGCGCUGCUGUUGGAUUUGUUUUAAUUCUCUGAUCUGCAGCUGUUAAAUCAUCAACCAGCUUUGACAUGGCCAAAAGGAAGAUGGAUAACAUUGUGCGGAGUGGGAUGGUGGCACUCAUACUGCUGUGUGAUCUAACAAAGAUUUUUGUGAAGGCAAGCCUAGAGGUGAAUGAAACCCAGCAGCAGCAUCCGACCAACGUCUACCAUGACAUAAGUAUCACCAGGAACCAGAUAGUUACAGCACAGUUUGAGUGCUAUCAAAAGAUAAUGAAGGACGAUCCCCAAGGCAGACAAGAGCCCAUGUGUAAUCGCACUUGGGAUGGCUGGCUGUGUUGGGACGACACCAAAGCAGGUGUGAACUCAGAGCAGCACUGCCCCGACUACUUCCAGGAUUUUGAUCCUUCAGAGAUGGUUACAAAGAUCUGCACCGACAGUGGUAAUUGGUUCCAUCAUCCGGAGAGCAACCGGACUUGGACCAACUACACCCGCUGCAAUGAACACACCAAGGAAGGCAGAGUGACUGCAAUGAAUCUUUUCUACUUGGCUCUCAUAGGACAUGGCCUGUCACUGACCUCCCUCUUUGUCUCCCUCGGGAUAUUCUUCCAUUUCAAGAGUUUAAGUUGCCAAAGGAUCACGCUACAUAAAAACCUCUUCUUCUCUUUUGUUCUGAACUCUGUGAUUACCAUCAUUUGGUUGACAGUGGUUGCAAACAAUCAGGAGCUUGUGCAGAGGAAUCCAACAAGCUGUAAAGUGUUCCAGUUCAUUCAUCUAUACCUGUUCAGCUGCAAUUACUUCUGGAUGCUGUGUGAGGGAAUCUACCUGCACACUCUCAUCGUGGUGGCUGUGUUUGCUGAGAAGCAACACCUGAUGUGGUACUAUCUUUUAGGCUGGGGCUUUCCACUCAUUCCGGCUUCCAUACAUGCCGUUGCUCGAAGUUACUACUACAACGACAAGUGUUGGAUAAGCUCCAAAACAUCGCUACUCUACAUCAUCCACGGUCCCAUCUGUGCUGCUCUUUUGGUCAAUUUGUUCUUUCUACUAAACAUUGUGCGAGUGCUCAUCACCAAACUGAAGGUGACCCACCAAGCGGAGUCUAGUCUCUACAUGAAAGCCGUGAGGGCCACCCUCAUCCUGGUGCCUCUUCUGGGAAUCCAGUACGUCCUGAUCCCCUACAAGCCAGCGGGACGGGUGUCCUCCGAGAUAUACGACUACAUCAUGCACAUACUAAUGCAUUACCAGGGUCUGCUGGUGGCCACCAUCUUCUGCUUUUUCAAUGGAGAAGUCCAAGCGGUUCUGAGGAGGCACUGGAACCAGUAUCAAAUCCAGUUUGGAAGCAGCAUAGGAAACCAUUCAGAUGCCCUGCGUUCAGCCUCCUAUACAGCUUCCUCCAUCACAGAGGUACAGGGUUGCUACAGCAUCGACGGCCACACAGAACACAUGAACGGCAAGGGCUACCACGACGCCGACCCCUCUAUCUUAAAGUCGGACAGCCCUUUCGCCUGACCACAACACUCCUCCCGAGCCCUGCCCGCCCUAUUCCCCCCUUAAAAACUGCAGCAUGUUUGAAGCGCAGUGUCCACCAGGCAUACCCACCUCUUCCUUUAGAUACAAUGCUGGAAGCAAUGGGUGAGGAAAAGGAUUGUAUACCUGGGCUCUCAACUGCCUGAAGGAUAUCGUCACACCAACAAAGGCCCUUUAACAGUUCUGUACGUUGAGCUUGGUACAACUAUUCCUGCGCUUUGUUUUGUCUACAAUUUGACACUGAACUGCUUCACUUGACCUAAGAUGCAUUCUGAUAAUCACAAUAUUGUUGCAACCUUUCUGCCUGACAAAAUUGUUUUUAAAGGGAUGAAUAUUAACUGCUUGACUGUCCCUUUAGGGCUCAUGUUGUGCACAAAAAAGCCUUUGGUUACACUGUAAAUUCUUUUGACAUGGUUAGUGCCAAACCAAGAAAUCCUUGCCUGCCUCAUAUAUUUUAUUUUAUAAUUUUAAAAACUGAAUUAUAACGAAGAUAAGACG